Messenger RNA from Venustampulla echinocandica, 4155 nucleotides. RefSeq lists its product as uncharacterized. The record is from RefSeq and is a predicted model, not a curated record. NCBI's taxonomy places the organism in Eukaryota, Fungi, Ascomycota, Leotiomycetes, Helotiales, Pleuroascaceae. The transcript has 3 exons. The coding region runs from base 1 to 4155 and encodes 1384 amino acids.
AUGGAUCGGCAAGAUCGGAAUUUAGGGUGGAGACCGGGCGAGAUGGAUAGGGGAUUCUUAGUGCAGUCUCUUAUACCUGUCGCCAGAGCCUCCGGAUCCCAGGGCGAAAUAUACUACCGGUCAAAUCUCGGCAUGAAGCGAGGUAGAAGCCCAUCGACAAUGAACGAUCGUCCUGAUAAACGACAGAAUUCGCAAAACCGUGUUCUUGAAAGAACGACUCUUAGCAAGGCUCAACGAGAAUAUGGACUUGCUUCUUCAAGGUCUGGAAAUUUGGGUCAAGAUCAGGAGAUGUCUCAUAGCCUUCCACGCCUCGGAGCAAGUCGAGAUAAGUAUAUUCCUUAUGGAAGGCAGAUCUUGAUGAAUGACUCCCUCUCGCACUCUCCAAAUGACACCAUCCCGAACCGCACGAAUCGUAACGCCUUUCAAAGCCAUGGUCGCGCAACCCGAGAUCGACAUGAGGCCCCCCAAUAUGCAAUGGAAACGGUUCCACGCGACGAGCCACGGACUUUUACUCGCAAUCAUGAUGUGGCUUCUGAAGCUUUUGGAGAUUAUCAGGAUGCUGGGAUCUAUGGCGGAGGGACACAUUUUCGUCGACGACAUGAGCCAAGGGGAUAUGAACAAGGUGGCCACGCCCGGGUGGAUGCAGAACAAUCAGGUCAACUACAAGUCGGCCAAGCCCAUGCAGUCAAAAUUGCAGGGCGCUACGCGACGACAUGUGGCAGUGUCCAGGAGCUACACCCACUCUAUAUUGAUCGCCGCCAUGUUUCAUACGGACCAUCUGGUUCAUCUCUGAGAGCUGAUGCCAUGGCCCCAAGAGGCAUCGCGAGGGCUCGGCUAGGUCGAAAUGAGGAUCCACGAACCAUAUCCAUGGCUCGUAGUGAAAUCCCGACUGCACACACUCCAAAGAUGGUACUUCGUUCGUCUCAUGGCUCUCCGUAUUCCACAGCUUCAUUAGGCCACGACUCUCAGGAAGGAAGAUCUCCGUCUGGAAACCAUAGCAUCUCUGUGGAGAGCUUGUUGAGACGUCAUAACCCCGCUCAGCUGCCAAAUUCUCGCACCUCUGAAGGGAGACAUUAUGAUGUUGCGAAAAUUCUGCCCAACCGAGCUAUUUCUUUCAAUAAUCGGCGGGCGUCACGACCACCAGCUCUCCAGGAAAAUGUAGAUCAGUUCCGGCCCAUUUCCCCAGACGCUGUCAGUCAUCCUUCAUCUCCGGAGAUCCCCAACCUGAACAGCCCACCUCCCGCCCCAAUACGUUCAAUACCAAUGAGAGAGCGUAUCUCCCCUAUAAAGAAGGCAGCAGCAAGGAAUCCAAAGAAGACAAUGACCGUAUCCAAGGAGUUAAUACAGGUCGACAAGAAACCAAGCACUGGAAAGCGAGCCGAAGAACCGAUACCCCCAGAGCUAGAGCGGCAGAUAAGAGCGGCACAGCUAAUUGUAAGGAAGGAGCAGGAAGCUACAGCUGCUGAGAUAUUUGGAGAGGAAGCUAAUAAAUCCAAGGAAGAGAGGCUUGAGAAAGAACGAACUGAGGAGAAGCGCCGCCGCCAAAUUGCGGAAGCGGAGCGCCUUGACAGGGAGGAGGCUCGUCGGAUGAAGGAGCAAAUGAAAGCACGACUUAGGGAGGAAGAAGCUGAGCAAGUAAGACUUGAAAAGCACAGACAAGAAGUACGUGGCAAGCUUCGCAGGAAAGGAGAGAGGAAAAAGCGAGAAGCUGCGGAGGUCAUUGCAACAGAGGAGCAUCGAAGAAAGGCAGAAGAGAAAAUCCAAGCGGAACGGCAAAAGCAAGCUGCCCAAGCUGAAGAACGCAGGAAGGAGAAACUGAAAGCCACAGAGCUACAGGCUGAAGCCUCAGAAGUCGCGAAACUGAAGGCCAAGCAAGAAGAAAUAAAGAAGCAAGUAGCUUCGUUGAUUGUGGGCAAUAAUAAGAUGAGUUCGGGCGAGGGAAGAAGCAGAGCUGAUGGAGAUCGCAAUACUUCUGUUAACCGUGCUGCUGAUGAUAUGUGGGAAGACUCUCUCUUUAUUUCACGCGACCCAUCCCCAAUCCAAGAUGAUUUGGAUACAGCUUCUUUUGAAGAAUGGGCACAGCCUAAACGCCAACCUCUUACUUUACCUGCCCUCAAGGACACCUACGAUAUCGACGGGCGGGGAACACGAGGCACGUCGCGAGCGCCCACAACUGCUGCAGAACUUUGGGCACUGGCUCCGUCCAAAGGAUUGGCCGGAGACUACAGGAAGGAAAGAGAAGCUCUAGAUGCUGAAAGGCUUGCAAAGGGGCUGGAGGCAGCACGGGCAAGAUUGGCUGCGAGACGAGAAAGAAGAAAAUCUACCCCACUUAGACAAUUGCGCCGCCGGCAACAGCCACUUAGACAGCAGCUGUCUUCAAUUGUGAGCCCUGAUUCCGUGGCAAGGAACUCAAAAACAACACAGCAAUCCAAGAACGAACAGGCACCGAAGAAGCCACCCCGAGGUAUAUCCAAUUCCAAUUCCGAAUUUGAGAUCGCAGCCUCCUCUGCAACAGACGAGACUCAAACGAACCUAGAUAAUAGUUCUGGUCAUAACGGCGCCAUACCAAGUGAUGCGGAUUAUACCGUACGCCUACAGUCGCCACCCAUCUCUAGCGAUGCAAAUGCGUUGGAACCCCCACACAAGAAGAUUGUGUCUCCAAUCCCCCGUCCGAACCUUCCCUCCCCAUUACCUCAAACUCCGAAACCUCCAGCUCCGAAGCCGCUAGCCCCGCCUAAAGUAUUUAAAUCGUCGGUCACUUUGAUCUCUGAUGCCGAUCGCCUGAGGGCCGAGAGUAACCAACGUCUAAAGGACGAGGAAAAUGCUAAGCAACAGCGAGCUAGAAUCGAGAAGCAAAAGGCCGAGCGUCGCAGAAGAGAGUCUGAAAAGGCCCGAGAGAGGAAGCGUCAGCAGCUACUCGAGGAUGCAAGGAAUAAUGACACCGAAUUAUCUGAGGAGGCAUUGAAUACAGAGGUCGAAGCUUACAUGGCCAAACGAGAGAAAGACAUUCAAAAAAGAGCCGAGAAUAGGGCUCUGAAAGAGAAGAUACAAGAUUUCGCUCCUGAUAACCUUCUCCUGGAAAGUUUAGCCCAAGCCCCCGACCCCCAGAGCGAGUCAUUUGAGCCUCAAGGGGUUCAUGGGGGGGCUAUCCUUGGCAGCCAGCAACUCAAUGCGAGAGAAGCGGCUGCCAGGGAUAGCCUCAGAUCGUUAGCUGUGGGGAGGGGUGGGCGACUGAACCCAGCUGCCAUUCAACGGAUUGUUGAUUAUAGCGACUCUGAUGAAUCCGAGGAGGAUCCCGAUGACCCCCUGCCUGAGGAAUAUACAUAUGAUGGCUUGCUAUCAGACGGGGACAAUGACAAUGGUCAAAACAAUGACGUAAUAGAAUCGUCGGAGCCUGAAUUUCCCGGAGACUCUGGUAAUGGUUUGAAAUCUCAGUCAAUACCGAAUCAAAAUUCUUCUACCACUUGUGCAAACCAAGCUACCUCUGUCAUUCGACUUUAUACGGCCAUGGAGACCGCCACUAUAGAUGGCAUCCAAGGAGAACCGGCCAUGAAGCAGACGUUCUCAGAUAUGGACGAAGCCAAUUUAUUUACUCGGGAUCUCGCAGAGAGGUAUCGGGCCCGCAAUCCGACGUUGUUCAGUGAACGUUUCGGGGAGGAUGGACUUUACCAAGGCGACAUAGACUUUGACAAUGAUGGAAAACACUCUGUUAUGCUGUAUGUUGCGGCAAGUCUCAAGUCUACCGCCGAUUUGGUAAAGUUCGACGACUCAGUGAUGGGUAGAAGACUCCCAGAUAGAACCUGGCUUGUAUCCAGAAAAGUUGAAUCCCGUGCCGAUGGUGAGGGUGGUAGUAGUUCGAAGAUUCUAACCAAAAAGAAGAUCCUGUCAGCUUUCUCCGACCUCAUAUUAGCCAAUAAUGAAGCAUAUACGAAAUGCUUCGAGUUCCUACGACCCACAAGGCCAGCCAUUGACCAUGUGGAACAGCAUGAGAAUAGCUGGGGUCCGAUAUUACGUCAGGAGAGAGACAAGUCAAAUCUCGCAAAGCUGCCUGUGAGUUUUGACCUGGAGCCCGAUAAGGAUCAGUUGCAAUGGGUGCAAUACGGCAGGAUCAAAUUCAAGGUCAAGGAGUACAAGAUGAAUGGUCCGACAAAUUGA